AUGGUCAUGGAGGGGGAACAGGAAGCAAACCUUGCAGCCUGUUGGGCCUUCUUGAAAACUUUUUUUCGAAACAACAAGACGCCAACACCAUUCCGCUAUCUGACAAAACUUUCGAUGUUCAUCAGAAGUGGCGGCAAAUACCCCAAACUACGUGGCAAAGCUUCAGAAAUUCGCCACUUCGGAAAGGCUUUGCUGGCCUUGUGGAACCAGUUUUCCAAUCAGGCACUUUUGCUGCAUAGGCGUAUAGCAUUGAUGCUAAAGCACAAUGUUCACUUGGAAGACAUGAUCACUCAUCACAAGGAAGACUUCUCCCUUCCCCCGGGUCCUGCCCAGGAAUUUGAGGAAACCGCAAACGGAAUGCUAUUGCUUUUGACUCAGAUUGCAGACCAUUUUGUUGAAGAAGGCCUGAAAGUCUUCGACAUUACAUCGAAAAGCCAUAUGCUUCAAGAAUUGGCUAUUUUGAGUCGAUGCAUCAAUCCCAAAGUCAUUUGGUGCUUUAUGGGGGAGGACCAGAUGCAACGAAUGCAACAAAUCGCCAAAGCUUGUGUUCGUGGAAACAAAGUUGACCAACAAACUUCAAAGCUGGCACGUCACUACAGGUGCAGCGUCAGCUUAGGCAAGCAGAAAGCGUCGGAGGCAGAUUGUGCCUUUGGCUUGGUGGCGUUGAUCCUUCAGACGUUGUCCUCCAUCGAAAAGCACCGCGGCAGUUUCUGGGCGCGAAAGGCGUACAACUUCGCGUAUCGGGUCCUGGCCAGAGCAGGUCCUGGAGAUUGUCGCUGGAAUGACAUGGUCAAUCAUGCAGUGUUCAGCCCCACUGACAUGCUGCUGGGAAUGGAUCCGCGCUUCCAUUUUUGCCCUCCUGGGUCACCGCGGAUCUACAUCUACGACACAGAAAUGUCCACCACCACUCCCUUGUCCUGCGCUCGUUCGGGAUUCUGGGCCUCAGAGGUCUACGUCCAUCGCUUCCUGCAGCGCUCCUGUCGCACCUUUGAUCCGGAGAAGGCGCAGCUGUUCUUCGUGCCUGGCUACCUGACCUGCUGGGAGCUCCAAGCCGCCAGCCCCUUGGCGCGUCAGCAGCGCCUGCAGCGUGCGGCCGAGUCGGUGCGGCAACUGCCGUGGCGGCGACGUCGCGAGGGCUUGGACCAUGUGGCGCUCUUUGGGGCCUCAGCGUGGCAACUGCCAGGGUGGCGGGAUCUGCUGCCGAACUCCAUCGUGUUGGCUGUCGAGUCAGAGCCUAUCGAGUCUGACGGCAUCCCUGAAGCAGAGACCCUUUGUUGGCACUGCAAGGACUGUUUCCAGCCCUGGAAGGAUGUGGUCUUGCCCCCACUGACUCCACUGCCGGCGGCGCGUAGUCUCUUAAAGAAGUCCAAGCCCUUCAUGGAGCGCGAGUUCCUGAUGACCUGGCACGGUCAACAUGCCGAGUCCAGUAAUCCAGCGGUGCGCAGGGCCUAUGAAAUCACCAACGAAACGGUGCGAACCUCCCUGAUCCACAACUUGAGUCAUCUGCCGGAUGUUUCCAUUGGGUCUCCGAUCUCGGACUAUGCUGGCAUCAUGGGCAACGCCAAGUUUUGCCUUUGCCCCAAAGGAGCCAGCUCCUACACCUCGCGGGUCUUUGAGGCGCUCUUCGCUGGCUGUGUCCCUGUGAUUCUUUCCGACCACGUCAGACUGCCCUUUGAAGAGUUGGUGCACUGGAAGGACUUCAGCAUCGCCUGGCCCAUGGACCAAGCUGAUCUUAGCCUCUAUGACUACCUCAAGAGCCUGCUGGAGCAUGAGCUGCCGUACGUCCUUCAGUUGCAAAAGAGAGCGGCGGAGGUCAGGUGUUGGUUCGACUACUUCGCGCAAGAGAAGGCGCAAGCCAAUGGGUGGAGCAAGGCCAUGGGAUCGUCUUUUUACCUUGGAAGCCGAACAAGGCAGUUGUGUGUGUUUUCUUGA
Messenger RNA from Cladocopium goreaui, 1932 nucleotides. The record is from the annotation of a GenBank genome assembly. Lineage: Eukaryota; Dinophyceae; Suessiales; Symbiodiniaceae.